AUGUCUCAACACACCGAUAUUGCACGAUCCGCCAUCAUGACGUGCGCGUCGGCCCCCGAUCACCAACAUGCCGGUGCUCCAGGAAAACCAAAUGGAUCCGUUUCUCACUCGGGAACUGGGAAGGACGCUAAUCUUAUGCCUCCCCCCAAAUCACUGGUCGGACGAGCGCUAGGCAACGAACUGCAUUCCGAUUCCCACAGGGGAUCGCAGGUGCCCAAGGAUGGUGUCGGGUUUGCCCUAACAGACACUCCGAUUUCUACCGCACCCUCGUCUCCACCUUUUACUGCCAAUACUACUCCGUCGACCCCGGGUCGAAUUCGUGCCACUACCCUCGAUAUUCCAGGUCUCACCAAGUCGAAGGUCUCUCCCGAUGGACGUAUUGCUCAACGUGAUGUGGGCUCGAAACUGGUUAUUGUCAUGGUCGGCCUCCCUGCUCGGGGAAAGAGUUAUGUCACGAAGAAGCUGGCCCGUUACCUUAAUUGGCUGCAGCACGAUACCGAGAUCUUCAACGUAGGAGAACGUCGUCGUGUGGCCGCCGGAAAGUCUCCAGCUACCGAUGGAAGACGUCCGAGUCACAGAGCCAGUACCAUUCAUAGCGAGCUCGUUGACUCCGUGCGUCGACUCAGUGUCAGCGUUGGCACCAUGAAUCAGCCGUCGAGGAAGAGUGACCUUAGGGCCGAAGCAGCUGCGAAUGCCUCCGAGGUCGCUGUGACCUCGCCCCCUGAAGUUGAAGGCAACGUCCCGCCUUUCGAUGGCAGCCUCCCGCCUCCUGCGGUCCCUACCAAGAUUCUGGUCAACGGAAAGGAAGAGGAUCCUUCCGAGAGCACUAUCGUCCCACCGAUGAAUGCGUCUCCGGCCGAACAGAAUGCCAUACGCGAGGCAUCUCCCGAGCCCAUCGACCAGUCAGCCAAUUUUUUCGACCCUAAGAAUCAGCUGGCCGUGAAGCUGCGAGAGCAGGUGGCUUUGGACACAUUGGAUGAACUUCUGGAUUACAUCCUCGAUGAGGGCGGCAGUGUCGGCAUUCUGGACGCCACCAACAGCACCAUGGAGCGCCGCAAAGCAAUCGUCGAUCAUAUCCGCAACCGCGCGGGUCCUGAGCUCAACAUCCUGUUCCUUGAAAGCAGCUGCGUGGACGCGGAAUUGCUGGAAGCCAACAUGCGUCUGAAGCUGUCGGGCCCCGAUUACAAGGAUCAGGACCCUGUCAAGUCCCUCGAAGACUUCAAACGACGUGUGGCGCUCUAUGAGAAGUCCUAUGUUCCUCUCGGCGAGUACGAAGAGAAGCACAGCAUGGCGUACAUCCAGAUGAUUGAUGUUGGACGCAAGAUCGUCUCUCAUCAGACGCAUGGCUUCCUUUCAUCGCAGGUCGUCUAUUAUUUGCUCAACUUUAACCUCUCCCCGCGUCAAAUCUGGAUUACCAGACACGGUGAAAGCAAGGACAACCAGCUGGGCCGCAUUGGUGGUGACUCCGAAUUGAGUGAGAAUGGCCAUCGCUAUGCAAAGGCGCUGAACCGUUUCAUCGACCAUCAGAAGCAGCAGUGGGAGUUGGUUCAGAGACAGAAGGAAAUGCUGCAGCGUUUGCCCCCUCGUGCUGGCGAUAGCACUCCUCCCAACCCAUCGUACAUCCCCCGCGACCGGCCUCGCAACUUCUGUGUUUGGUCGUCGAUGAUGCAACGUUCCGUGCAAACCGUCGACUACUUCAAUGAAGAUGAGUAUGAUGUCAAGCAAAUGAAGAUGCUUGAUGAGCUCUAUGCUGGCCAGAUGGAAGGCAUGACUUACGAUGAAAUCCGCGAAAAGUUCCCUCACGAGUACGCAGCGCGUCGGAAGGACAAGCUCUACUACCGCUACCCCGGCCCUGGAGGCGAAGGGUAUCUGGAUGUGAUCAACCGGCUUCGCGCCGUGAUCAUUGAGGUGGAGCGGACGACCGACCAUGUGCUGCUGGUCACUCACCGGUCGGUCGCCCGCGUCCUGCUGGCGUACUUCCGUGGCCUGAAGCGCGAUGAGGUUGCUUCUUUGGAUGUGCCUCUGGGGAUGCUUUACAUGUUGGAGCCUAAGCCGUACGGUGUUGAAUUCAAGGCGUACCGUUACAAUCCCGAUACGGACUGGUUUGACUACAUCCCCGACUUUAAGUUGCAGCAGACUUCCCAGUACUAG
Messenger RNA from Aspergillus eucalypticola CBS 122712, 2151 nucleotides. RefSeq names its product 6-phosphofructo-2-kinase PFK26. Bases 1 to 2151 code for a protein of 716 amino acids. The transcript is spliced from 2 exons. Gene Ontology annotation, biological process: fructose 2,6-bisphosphate metabolic process; fructose metabolic process. Gene Ontology annotation, cellular component: cytosol. The record is from RefSeq and is a predicted model, not a curated record. Lineage: Eukaryota; Fungi; Ascomycota; Eurotiomycetes; Eurotiales; Aspergillaceae. Gene Ontology annotation, molecular function: ATP binding; 6-phosphofructo-2-kinase activity.